UCUCUCAGUAAUUUAGCGGUAAAAAUUGAAGUUUUUUCCCUCUCAAUUUAAACCCUAAAUAAUUUACUUUGUUAAGCAUCGUUAAUCCGUGUGAUUCUGUGGCGUAGUUCACGUAUGGCAAACCAAUUGAGAAAAUGGAAGUCCAAAUAUGGAACUCCAAAUCCCUGUUAAUGGAGUCCAUCCUGUUGUGGCCAUUCCAUAAUCCAUCAUCGGAAUUAAGUCGGAAUAUGUUUACAUCCAAAGAAAUGCCGAUCCCCCAAUCGGCGUCCGCCGUGUUCUCCGCCUACGCCUCCUUCGCUACCACCAUGAUGCUCGUCCGCUCUGUAACCAACGAACUCCUCCCCCCAAAAUUCAUCUCCUUCCUCUCUUCCAUUUUCUCCUACUUAUUCGGCUCUGUUUCAUCUCAGACCAAGUUCAUCAUCGAGGAGAAUUGUGGAGUCACCGCCAAUCAGGUGUUUCAAGCCACCGAGAUCUAUCUCCGCACCAAAAUUGGCCCCUCCACCGACACCCUCAAAAUCACCAAAACCUUCAGGCAAAAGAAACUCACGUUUUCCAUCCACAAGGACCAGGAAAUCACCGAUCAUUUCAACAAGAUUCGGCUUCAGUGGCGAUUCGUCUGCUCCAAAGACAAACGCAACGAGAAGAAGCGCCAUUUCGAGCUCACAUUCGCGAAGAAAUUUGGGGAUACAGUUGUGGACGAGUAUUUGCCUUACGUGAUGCGAAGGGCCAGGGAGAUUCAAGAGGAGGAGAAAGUAAUUAAGAUCUACAGCCAAGAAUGCCAGUUUAACGAUGAUUACGAUGAGGGCGGUCGGGGCAGCUGCGGACGGUGGGGGUACUUGAAUUUCGACCAUCCGGCGACGUUCGAUACGGUGGCGAUGGACCCGGAGUUGAAGGAAUCCAUAAUCGAGGAUUUGAAUAGGUUUGUGAGGAGAAAAGAUUUCUAUAGAAAGGUAGGGAAGGCUUGGAAAAGAGGAUAUCUGUUGUUUGGUCCUCCUGGUACGGGAAAAUCAAGCUUGAUCGCCGCCAUGGCUAAUUACCUCAAGUUUGAUAUUUACGAUUUAGAUCUCUCCAGCGUUUACACCAACAAUGAUCUGAAGAGAGCGAUGCUAAGCACCACAAAUCGGUCAAUUUUGGUAAUCGAGGAUAUAGACUGCAGCAUAGAUCUACAGAAUCGGCAGAGCGACGAGGAGGAUUAUGGCUGUGCCCCCACCAAGAUUACCUUGUCGGGAAUGCUUAAUUUCAUAGACGGAUUGUGGUCGAGUUGCGGGGACGAAAGGAUCAUCAUCUUCACAACGAACCACAAGGAGCGAUUGGAUCCGGCGCUGCUGCGGCCGGGUCGGAUGGAUGUUCAUAUAAACAUGUCGUAUUGCAGCCGUCGAGGGUUCGGGGUUCUGGCCUCCAAUUACCUCGGCGAGGAAGCGACUCAGCACCGGCUAUACGGAGAAAUAGAAGACCUAAUCAGAGACAUGGAGGUAUCUCCGGCGGAGAUCGCGGAGGAGCUGAUGAAGAGCGACGAUUUGGAUGUUGCUCUCCAAGGUCUUUUCAAUUUUCUGAAGCGUAAAAAGGAAGAACAGACUGAGGCAGAGGAAAGGCCAAGUGAAAAGAAUGACCAUAAAGAAGAGGAAGACCAAUGCUUAGCUGCUUAUCAGUCGACACCAAUCUUUUGCUGAACGGCCUUCAAUUUUCAAAGUAAAAAGGAAAGAAAUGAUGUUUUUUUUUUUCACAUUUUUCAAAAAACUAGAUAGAUAUUAACAUUUUAUUUGUGGUCAACAUAUGACCAAUCAAUACCUAAGUAGUUUUCAAAGGCGAAGUGGAGGGUCCAUGUUUGAAGCAUGAGACCGAUGCCAUUUCUACAAAUAGAAAGGUAGAUUACAAGUUUAGAUCUAAACUCCUCAAUUCCAUUUGUUUUGUGAUAUUCCAUAGAAUGGCAUCUAAAUUUAUGGGAUUGUUUGAUAGGAAUGUUGAAUACCCGACAUUUUUAGAUGUGCAAGUAUCUUAAGAUGGUUGUAAAGCAGUACUUUUUUAAUGUUC
This is a messenger RNA of Momordica charantia (bitter melon), 2031 nucleotides long. RefSeq names its product AAA-ATPase At2g18193-like. NCBI's taxonomy places the organism in Eukaryota, Viridiplantae, Streptophyta, Magnoliopsida, Cucurbitales, Cucurbitaceae. Gene Ontology annotation, molecular function: ATP hydrolysis activity; ATP binding. The record is from RefSeq and is a predicted model, not a curated record.